UCUAGCUGCCUGGCUGCUUUUCUAGUUGCAUCGCGAGCCCCCGCGUCUCUCCUUUCUCCAGGGCGCACACGGGGCGGCGGCGCGGACGCCCAGCCAAUAAGCCUCCUCCCUCCUCCCUCCUCCGCCCUCUCGCCGUCGCCGGCAGCCUCCGGCGGCGGCGGGAUCCCCUAUGGUGUGGUCUCUCGCGAGCCGGGGUGCUCGCGGCGGGCGGGUGGUGGAUCUGGUCCUCGGUGGCUCUGCGUGGGUGGAUAUGGUGAUGCUGUGAUGGGGCUCGAGCGGUUUUGGUUGCGAGGGCACCUUUGUCCCGUGGCUUGGUUGCCGCAGUGCCGGGGCUGAGCUCCACCUUAGGACGGUUGCGGCUACCGAGAGGAGGCUAUGCGUUGCGCCUAGGAUCUGGGGAAGCUGCGGCAGGCAGGUGGACUGGCUGGAUGGACUUCUUUCGGCUGGGGAUGUUCAGAGUGAAGCCGGAGGAAACCUCGACCAUGGCUGGGGCCAACGACGGCAACGUCCGUGCUCUUGGCGCGGAGUGGCUGAGGUUCUGGCAUGGGUUUUUUCGUGUUUCCUCGCUGUCUCUAUGGUGAGGAUUGGGUCGAUGUUCGGCUUCGGUGAAGUCGGAGUUGCUUGAUUCGAGUUUAGGGAUUGCGAUGAUGCCUGGAGUGAUGAAGAUGACACCGGUCUUGGCUUCUUUUGGUUCGAGGCUUUAAAUCAUGCAUCUACCGCCGAAUUUUUUGGAUCUCCCGCCGUACCCAGGGUGACAUCCGGUUCCUUCAGAAAGAGCCUACCUUCAACAAAACAUGGGACUAGCUUCAACAAGCGGAUUCUUGCAGGAAUACACUUUCCCAACAAAAGCGGCUGCUCCUUGGUCACCUAAGCGUUUUAUUACUUUUUCUAAAACUCCUCAGCCUCUUCACACCCACCCACCCACCCCUGUGGAAGACAAUGUUGAGUCUACUUUCCCUUUUGAGAUGGCAGGUCUUUGUGAUACUUCUAGUGCUGAUACCUCUAGUGACAGCCCCUGGCUAAGGCCAAUGGUACAUGUCCCAGCUGACGACAUUGAGGAAAAGAAGGUGCAAAUCAGAAGAGAAGCUGUGAAAAAGAAGAUCAAACUCAGAAGAAAAGCAAAAAAACGUGCGCAUAAAGACAAGUCCUCUGCCAGUGAAGACUCGCCCUUCCUCCAGGGCGAUGACUUCUAUGACAGCGACUACUAUUUAGGGUCAGAAGACGAUGUAACGAUUUAUGUGCAUCCCUUCGAGAAAAGAGCAAGAGAGUUUGAGGCUGAUUUCCAAAAUAUGGCAAUGAAGAUCCAUUGGUUCCCGACAAGUGUAGGUGUUGCAAAACAGUAUGUCAAGCCGAUGGUAGUGGCCAUUGGCCCUUACCACCGCAACUUAGAGCACCUCCAGGAAAUGGAUCAGCUGAAGGACUGUGCUGUCUACCACUUCAUCCUGGACUCGCGACACUCGCUCAGGGACAUCUAUCAGGCGGUUUUUACUGUGGCAGGCACUGCCCGAAACCUCUACUCAGAAGAGGGUCCGAAAAUGGAUGACUCAGCCUUUGUGAAUAUGUUGGUACGUGACGCUUGCUUCUUACUGCAGUAUAUUCGUGUACAUACUACUCCUCAUGAGAUGGAUGCGUCAUUUGCUUGCUGUCUCAUUGCACAACAAGCUUGCAUCAACAUUGACAUAAUGUUGCUAGAAAACCAGCUCCCAUGGUUGGUGGUCAAGACCCUGAUGAGCUUCAUGCCUGUGGCCGUGGAGGAGUUCUGUGCUCGCAUGUGUGGUUAUUUUCAGAUCCGCAAGGAUCUUAAGUGCAAACCAUUUGUCAUGGAUGAUAGCUACGGACCGCCACAUCUCCUUGCGAUUCUCCGUUCAUGUGCAAUUGGAAGAAUCCAUGGUGGACUGCCCUUACCACCAGUUGGGCUUGAGUCAAUGUCAACCAUACCUAGCGCCGUCGAGCUUGAAGAAAUUGGCAUCAAGCUCAAAGCAAGCAAGACAGCCAAGUUCAUGGACAUGGGCGUCAUGAAGAAAACCCUCUGCAGCAAGCUCUACCUGCCGCCACUAUCUCUGGACAAAACAAGGGCAUGCUGGCUCGCCAACAUGGUGGCAUUUGAGGUAUGCACGUCCAGCUUUAGGAUAGAGGAUGAAAACAUUGCUGUCAGCUCGUACCUCUGCGUCCUUGCGAUGCUCAUGAGUCGGGAGGAGGAUGUGCAAGAGCUCCGAAAAAAGCGUCUCCUACAAGGAGAACUCAGCAAUAGGGAGACACUGGAAUUUUUCAAAAGCCUUACCAUGUACCUGUACGGCGGCCCCCUCUACUAUCACAUCAUGGCAGACAUUGAGAGCUACAAGGUCAAUAGGUGGAUGUGGAUCAAGGUGCAUGAAUUUGUUUACAAAAACAUCAAAACGAUCAUCGCGGUGUUCUCAGUGGUUGGUGUACUUGCAGGCAUCUUCAAGACUCUCAUGUCUCUCCAUCUACACUAAAAAAAUGCCAUGUGAAGAAGGAUAUGAGGAAGUUUAUGGAUGGUCAGUGAAAGUUUGGGCUGACAGUCAAGAAAGAACGGACAGCUGCAUUUCAGCAGUAGCAGCAGUUAUAACUGUGUUCACUAGAACCUGGGCUUCCUAUCCCUAUGUUAUCAUGACUGUUCCCGACCGAGAUCUUUGUUUCCUGAUGAAGAUGACUCGAUCCCUAUUUGUUUACUACUACUAGUUAUGAUCUUGCAUGAUCUACUUGUGUCAGUGUUGUGGUUGUUCCCGUUGCUCUGCAUGCUCCCUAUUGUAUUUACAGAAUCGGAAUUCUUAUUCACCAUUGCUGAUAGGCCGUAGUUUGUCUACUCCACCUCAAAUUCUUGAAUGCAUCUGUGCUGGUCCGGCAAGGACUCGAUACCA
Messenger RNA from Triticum dicoccoides, 2879 nucleotides. RefSeq lists its product as uncharacterized. The transcript has 4 exons. The record is from RefSeq and is a predicted model, not a curated record. The coding region runs from base 795 to 2474 and encodes 559 amino acids. NCBI's taxonomy places the organism in Eukaryota, Viridiplantae, Streptophyta, Magnoliopsida, Poales, Poaceae.